Apis cerana (Asiatic honeybee) is the source of this 2534-nucleotide messenger RNA. RefSeq names its product Mitochondrial amidoxime reducing component. The record is from RefSeq and is a predicted model, not a curated record. Gene Ontology annotation, molecular function: pyridoxal phosphate binding; catalytic activity; molybdenum ion binding. Lineage: Eukaryota; Metazoa; Arthropoda; Insecta; Hymenoptera; Apidae.
UGGAAAAACAGUGAACCGAGUGCGCUGUUUCCUGACUCCCGCGUGAAAAAAACGUAAUGCGUUUAAUGGUGCGAAACAGACUGAAUAUUCGAUAAGUUUUCGUGUAAUUUCGUUCGGAGUAAAAAUGAAAUAUUUUCGCAUUCGAUGAUUUAAUCUCAAGUUGAACGUAAUCAGCUUGUAUGAAGGUAGAAAUACGAGUGAAGCGCGUGACCUUCACUUGUUGCACCAUCGAGUAUAACUUCGGAAACGCAAUAAAUACUAGUAUCAUUUUAUCUAUAUCUUUUUCCAUUUGUUUAUUUUUAUUUUUUUUUACAGAGUUUAUUCGUAGAUAUACGAAUAGUGAUGUUAAAAUUACAUUUGUCAUACGAGAAAUAUCAACGGUGUUUAUACUUUUUUGUUUGAAUUUCGCUCCAAAAUAUGGGAGUAGAAUGUUCAGAAAACGGUGCGUGAUUGGUCCGAGAAGCGCAUGUCAAUAAUAAUGUGUUAGUUUUAAUUUUCUCAACUGCGCACAGUUCACACGUGGUCGCGUGAUGAUCAGUACACCGAUGUUCUUACUACAAUGAGGAAGCAAAGGAGUAAGCGUGGAUAUAUAACGGCAUAACGGUGUUUUUGAUGCGAGAAAGAGACACAAGUGCGUGCAUACUGAAAUCUACACGGUUUCAGUACUUUCAGUUCGUCGUCGACUGGUAGAGACUAAACCAUCUUCAGGUCUCUCGUGAUUGUUAUCAACUAUUGUCGCUGUUCUACUCUUCCUUCUGUGACUCCUGUAAUAUUGGCAAUGAUAAUGGACAGAACGCGGCUCACGUACGUGUCUGCGGCCGUUGUCGGCGCCGGAACCGUGGUCGUCUUCCUUUGGUGGUGGUGGUGGUCCAAAAAGCAAAAGGAGAAGCCACCCUCGCAAUGGCGAAAGGUCGGCGAGUUGAGCGACCUGAUCGUGUAUCCGAUCAAAUCGCUCGGCUCGGUUCGAAUGAACACGAUGGAGUGCACGAAACUUGGCCUGAAGUCUGGCUGGCUGAGGGAUCGCACGUUGAUGGUCAUCGACUUGAACGGACACUUCGUCACUGGCAGGCAGAAUCCAAAAAUGGUGCAGGUGAUACCUAAAGUUUCCGGAACUAUUCUCACGCUCUCAGCACCUGGAAUGAUAUCCUUGUCCAUCGAUUUGUCUCGAAUCCAAGGGAAAGGAUUUCGCGUAGCAGUCUGGGGUCAACCUGUAUUCACCCGUGAUUGCGGCGAGGAGGCUGCCAGAUGGUUGUCCCGAUUUCUUCUCCAGGAAGAUACCGGAUUCAGAUUGGUGUAUUAUCCAUUGGAUUAUCCAACGAGAGAGAUCAGGAAGAGCAAUAAACAAUGGUUGCUCACAACCGACGACACUGGCGCGUAUCCAGAUGCUACCAGCUACUGCUUGAUAAACGAGGCAUCGGUAACUGACCUGAACACCCGAUUAGAGAAGCCGGUCAACCCUGAACAAUUUCGUCCCAACUUCGUGAUCAAAGGUGCAUCCGCGUACGAGGAGGAUACCUGGGGCUGGGUGAAGAUCGGUGAUGUGAUCUUCAAAACUGUUAUGCCAUGCACCAGAUGUAUCUUUACCACUGUGGACCCGGAGACAGGAACAAAGAAUCCAAAAGUGGAGCCCUUGAAAACUCUGAAAAGGUUCACUGUCUUUGAACGAUAUACUCUUACGCUUUGCUUUCAUUUGUUGCGAAAUGUAACGUUCUAUCAUCUUAUGCAUUAUCCAUAUACUUACAAUUACAACGAUUUUCUACAGUUACAGACAAAUAAUGGAUCCAAUUAUUCGUCCGUUGGUCGGCGAGAGUCCAGUACUGGGAAUUCACCUUGGAUUGAGGAAUUCUAGUGGCAUCGUGCGAGUAGGGGAUCCAGUUUACGUCGGUUUGCCCGAGGAGCAACCGCUGUUGAUAUCGCCACCCUAGCUACACCGGUGGGCUUCCUGCGAGGACGAGGUUUUCGUCUUCGAGGAAGCCACGGAAUCUUCGAAGGAGGAUACUUUGUCGACGGAAUUGACGAGCAGCGAGGAUUCGUAGCAUUAUGAAAAGAAAAAAAAGAAGAAAAAAAAGAGAGAAGAGGAAAAUGAUCCAAGUGGGCCUAUCGAAGACAAUCGUUCCCGAGAAGGAAAAUUUUCUCGAUCAAAGAAUGAUGUAAUAAACGCGAUAAUGGCGUGGUAUUCAACGAUAGUACGAUAUUUCCAGGAUAGUUCAAAUAUCUUUGCCAAAUAUUCCGCUUUGACGAUGAAGCGUUUAUUAAAGACGCGUAAGACGUUUGAUAAAAUUCUCCUAUAUCGAAUAUUUUUGCUAAGUUUCGUUAAGCAAUAUCGAAUCGAAUAUCGAUGAUAUAAUGGUGUCGAUACGCGUAUUCAUUUAUAUUUGUAUUCGAUUAUGCGAGGAAUAAAAAAAGAGAAAGUGGUAGGAGAAUACACUUUUGAAAUUGAACAGGAGAGGAGGAAAGAAUAUUUAAAUUUUACGACAAUUUGUAUUUAUUUAUUUACACUACAAAAUAACAGAGACGAUUUACAAUAAAAGAAA